UGAAUAUGCCCUAAAUUUGGAUGAAAUGGGUCUAUUGUUUGACCUCAUUUCCUUUCCUAAGGUUGUUGGAAAUUGGAGAUGAGGGCAUGAGAGUAAAAGAAGGGUAGAGAUAGAAGUAGAGUGAAGGGAAAGAUGUCGAAUCGGUCGAAUUUGUACAAGAACCCUUCAUUUGCUUACAAAAGAGCUUACAGCCUCUCCUCCAUUCUUCAGAAUCUUCAUGCUUACAAUGCCGUCACCGGUGCUGGUAAUGCUACGCCGUCUAACGAUUCGCCGGCACCCGCUGUCAAUCCUAAACGACGUCGUCAGCGAUCCACCAAUCCACGCCAAUCCCAAAUUGAAGUCGAUGAUGAUAUUGACGGCCCUAUGUCUCACCAGGAUUACAUCCACUUACGAAGGCAAGAAGCUGCUGCUUCUUCUUCUCAUGGGUAUCAGGAAUUAACCCCAGAUGAUAUUCUGGGUUCAUCUGCUUCUGCUUUACAAUUGGUGGAUUACACAAGUGACACUGAUGAUUGUCCUUCAAUAUCAAAACAACCAUCAGGACACCCAAAUUUAGAUCAUACAAAAAGUAGAAGUGAGCAGCGAUUUCCUCUACCUGGUGAACCUGUCUGUGUUAUUUGUGGUAGAUAUGGGGAGUACAUUUGUGAUGAGACCGAUGAUGACAUUUGUAGCAUGGAUUGCAAGGCUGUGCUGUUAAAGCAAAAGCAUGAUGGCCCUCCUGAGGGUGUUGUUAACAGUGAAGUGAUUUUGUCUACAUAUGAACCCCAAGGAUCAUUAUUACGAUCUGAAUUACAAGAAGAUACUUGGGACUUUGAUCGCAAUAGAUGGGCUACAAAGAGAUCUUGCUUAUCGACUUAUGAAUGCUGGAAGUGUAAUAAACCUGGUCAUCUUGCUGAAGAUUGUUUAGUAUCCAAACCUUGCCUCCAACCUUUAAAUUUGACUCGAAUCUGCAGUCAGGGUGCAGUUAAGCCGAAGAGACCUGUGUUCAUAUCCGCAAAACUUCGUGAAUUGUACAGAAGAUGCCACCAGAUAAACAAGACCUUGGUGAAUGCUAAGUGCAAUGCAUGCUGCAAUUCUAUCUCCUUGGCGACAUGCCUUGAUUGCAGUACCAUAAUUUGUGACAGUGCAGGUCAUCUCUCUGGGCAUAUAUCAGCUCAUCCUGCACAUCAACAUAUAUACUCUCAUAAACUUGAGCGCUUGGUCAAAUGCUCCAAGUCAACUUGUGAAGUGAUUGAUGUCAGGGAUCUUUUAGCUUGCCACUACUGUUUUGACAAGGCAUUCAACAAGUUCUAUGAUAUGUAUACUGCAACAUGGAAAGGAGGUGGGCUUGCAAUGGUCUGGGGAUCCAUUUGCUGCGAGGAUCAUUUUGAAUGGCAUAGGAUGAAUUGCUUGAAUGCAGAUGCAGAAGAUGGAGCAUACAUCUUCCGGCGAAGUGCUGGAAGAGGAAAGAAUGAGCAAAUUAGCAACUUCAUAUUUUAGUAGGGUCAAUCUCCACCAACAUUCAGUCGUGCAGUCACUUUGCAAGGUACAGUGGUUGGUGCACCAACUAAGUUCAUGGAGCCUGAGAUACCAGGGAUAAGAUCGAGGUCUAGGAGGGAAUAUGCAGGUUUCCAUCUAUGAAUCAUAGAAUUGCUACAUAAUUUCAACUCUAGUCAUAUACUGGGCAUUGGUCCAGAGUUUUCCUUUCAAAAUCUUUUUGUGGUCUCCAGAGUCGAGACAACCCUGGGUGAUCAUGGAAUAUUGGAAAAAGAUCUGGUCAACUUCCUGAAAUCUGCUUGUUUGCCACUGAGUUGUGCAAAUGUAUUAUGCAGUGUAUCAGAAAUUAUUGGACUGUAGCAGAUAAUGUUUGUUGUAAAUAUGUUUUACCUCUGUUUCCUCUUAUAGCCCUUGAUUAGACAUCCAUGUUUUUGGAUCGUCAUCUGUGAACAUUGUACUCCAUAUAUCCUGUGUUCUUGGUUUUAUUAAUAAUAGUAAUAUUAUUA
Molecule: messenger RNA, 1979 nt
Organism: Chenopodium quinoa (quinoa)
Lineage: Eukaryota; Viridiplantae; Streptophyta; Magnoliopsida; Caryophyllales; Amaranthaceae
Exons: 14
Coding region: 133-1476 (447 amino acids)
Biological process (GO): chromatin remodeling
Cellular component (GO): Swr1 complex
Molecular function (GO): zinc ion binding; nucleosome binding; nucleic acid binding
Source: RefSeq, a predicted model, not a curated record